AUGUAUGAGUGUGCAUGGACCUGGUUCGACACCGAAGUCAUUCGCGAGGCCCACGCGAAGAAUAUGUACGCCGACGGAACCGAGCAGGAGAUCCUGGACAAUGAGCGGGGGCAAGUUCGCAAACACUACACUGAGGCCGACUCGCUUCUGUUGCCGCGUGGAAACAAGCUACAGGUCAACGGUGCCCACGUUUCUGAGAUGCAGCAUGUCAGGAUUGUCUGGCACUACCAAGACAGUAUCGAUCCGGAGUCACCCGAGGCCCAUGAGAUCGAACGCACCCAGGGCCGUGGUCCCCUCACUCUGGAUGGACGCGGAGUGCGCGAACUGGAAGUUGGGGACUCGAUUGCGCUCUGGGCUCGGGCCCGCUUUGUGGGCUGGUCCAACCAUGUCUAUCGUGCCAGGAUGAGGAUCUUUUGGGCUGUGUAG
Penicillium alfredii is the source of this 426-nucleotide messenger RNA. RefSeq lists its product as uncharacterized. The transcript has a single exon. The coding region runs from base 1 to 426 and encodes 141 amino acids. The record is from RefSeq and is a predicted model, not a curated record. NCBI's taxonomy places the organism in Eukaryota, Fungi, Ascomycota, Eurotiomycetes, Eurotiales, Aspergillaceae.